This is a messenger RNA of Pyrgilauda ruficollis (rufous-necked snowfinch), 2049 nucleotides long. It is a transcript of the gene ISG20L2, whose product is annotated as interferon stimulated exonuclease gene 20 like 2. Gene Ontology annotation, cellular component: nucleus. Gene Ontology annotation, molecular function: nucleic acid binding; 3'-5'-RNA exonuclease activity. NCBI's taxonomy places the organism in Eukaryota, Metazoa, Chordata, Aves, Passeriformes, Passeridae. The transcript is spliced from 5 exons. The record is from RefSeq and is a predicted model, not a curated record. Bases 1 to 1137 code for a protein of 378 amino acids.
AUGUCGUCGUCCAUGCUCCCUGACGUAUAUCUGACGUCAUCACACACGUCACGCAGACGCCGCGCGGCCGCGCGCGUGCCCCUCAGCUCCCGGCGCCGCCGAGUUCCCGCCGCGGCGCGCGCGGAUGACGUCACUGCCGGCACCGGGCCGGCCGCGUGUUUCCCGGAAACUUCCGGUUCCGGGACGCGGAGCGGCCCCGCCAUGGACGAUCUGAUCCUCAACGUGGACUUCGCCGCCCCCGAGCGCCGCCCGAAGAAGGAGCCGGGGAGCCGAAAGCACCAGAGCUUCGUGCGGCGGCGGCGGGAGCUGGAGCGCCGCGGGGUCCUGCGGCAGAAGCAGCUCCCGGCGGCACCGGGCGGGCCCCGGCGAGCCCGGACACGGCGCUCGGGGGCCAAGCCGCGCUCGGGCCGGCGCAUCCCUAAAGAGAACGGCACUGCCGCCGCCCCCCGGUGCCCUCCGGUAUCCCAGAACCCCACCGGCACCGAGGGGAAAGCUCAGGGGGCGGCUGGCAGUGCCCCCCCGGCAGCCCAGAACGGCCCCGGUGCUCCCGCUCGGAGCGCGGGGAAGGCUCGGGGGGCGGCUGGCAGUGCCCCCCCGGCGCCCCCCAAGCUGGUGGCCAUAGACUGUGAGAUGGUGGGCACGGGGCCCGGCGGGCGCACCAGCGCGCUGGCCCGCUGCAGCAUUGUCACCUACGAGGGGGACGUGGUGUACGACCGCUACGUGCGGCCCGAGGAGCCCAUCGUGGACUACCGCACCCGCUGGAGCGGCAUCCGCCGGCAGCACAUGGCCGCGGCCGUGCCCUUCCGCAGGGCACAGCAGCAGGUUCUGAAGAUCCUGGCUGGGAAGGUGGUGGUGGGCCACGCCAUCCACAACGACUUCAAGGCUCUGCAUUACUGCCACCCCAAAGCUCUGACCCGGGACACGUCGCAGAUCCCGCUGCUGAACCGCAGGGCUGGCUUCCCCGAGAACGUGGCCAUCUCCCUGAAGCGCCUCACCAAGGCCCUGCUGAACCAGGACAUCCAGGUGGGGAAGAGUGGCCACUCCUCGGUGGAAGAUGCCCGAGCCACCAUGGAGCUCUACAAGGUGGUGGAGGAGGAGUGGGAGCAGCACCUGCAGCAGAACCCAGACCAGAAGUGACACCCUGGGGGGCUCAGAGUGACACCCCUGGCCUGGUCCUGCCUCUGGGGGGGUCCCACAGUGACACCCCCAGAGUGACACCAGAGUGACAGGCCCGGUCCUGGCCUCUGGGAGGGCUGAGAGUGACACCCCCAGCACAGUCCUGCCUCUGGGGGAUCCCACAGUGACACCCCAGGCCUGGUCCUGCCUCUGGGGGGGCUCAGAGUGACACCCCCAGCCCGGUCCUGCCCCUCGAGGGUCCCAUGAGCCCUGGGGGGCUGAGGAGGAGCCAGGUGUGAUGUCCGUGUCCCCAAGCCUGUCGUGCCUUGUGCCGCUGUCCCCAGGAUGUGGGCAGGGCCGGGGGCCAGUGCCUUCCCCCCCGGGGGGGGUCUCUGGGGUUCUGCACCCCCCGAACGCUUCGGGGCUGCUGCUGCUGAUCUGGGAGUGGCCUUGGGGCAUCCCAAGCGCAGCCGCCAUCCCUGGGGGGCUGGGAGUGGAGCGGGCUCCUUCCUCCCCCCAAAACUACCUCUGUGAGCCCCGGGAGCUGCCGCGACUGCGGCGGGACUCGGGUCCCUCUGCAAAGUCCCCGCUCCGCUCUGGCAGCUGCUUUAGGGUGGUGAAACUCCACCUUUUUGUGCAAGGAGCGGGAUAAAGCCGGGCAUGGUCCCAUCCGCCUGCCCGAGCCCCCCCGUGCUGCCCCGGGGGCGACCCCGGGGGUCCCGCGGGCGAGUCCCCCCCGAGGGCAGCCGUACCCUGGAGGCGCCCGAGCCUUGACGGGAACUGCUUUGAACUGAAAGCUUUAUGUGCAAAAUCCUAAUUAAAAAGAAAUGAUUAAAGAGAUCUUCCCUUCGCUGGGGACGAGGAGGAGCCCCCUGCCCCGGUGGGCGGGAGCGGGGGGUCCCUUACCGGGCCGUCACCCGGCACCCUCCGACA